Messenger RNA from Manihot esculenta (cassava), 1890 nucleotides. Its product is annotated as transcription factor TCP5. The transcript has 2 exons. NCBI's taxonomy places the organism in Eukaryota, Viridiplantae, Streptophyta, Magnoliopsida, Malpighiales, Euphorbiaceae. Gene Ontology annotation, cellular component: nucleus. Bases 401 to 1423 code for a protein of 340 amino acids. Gene Ontology annotation, molecular function: sequence-specific DNA binding; DNA-binding transcription factor activity. The record is from RefSeq and is a predicted model, not a curated record.
UGUCUUUGUAUGUAAAAUAUACGUGUCAACAUCGCCAGUCAACACAUGGUCUCCAUUGCACCAAACCUUUAUUCUUUUUUCAUCAUCCCCACAGUUACAUUCUGCCAUCUUUUGUUUAAUUACCUCAAAUAAUGAAAUAUUUCUCCAAACUGGUUAAUCACUAUUUAUAUUAAUUCUUCUGUAAAAAUAAAUUUGAUAUCUAUGCAGGUCCUUUGAAAUAUAUAUAAGUGGGAAUUUCAUGAUAUUAUUGCUUUUCCUUGCUGCUGCUGCAACUGUUUCUUCCUUCAGAUCGGCAGUGCUUUCAGUUGCAAGAACCCUACAAGUUCCUGCCUGAUUAUAAUAUUUACAGGUAACUAAGUCUAGAUUUUGCAGCUCAAUGAUCGAUGAGAGAAGAUAGAAGAUGAUUACAGGUUCAAGAGAAAAGAUUUUUCAAGCAAAGCAAGAGGGAGAUGCUGCUGGCGACAGCAGCUUCUCCAAGGCAGCAACAUCUACUUCUUCAAGAAAAUGGUCAGCAUUUAGGAAUCCAAGAAUUGUGCGAAUGCCGCGUUCAUUUGGAGGAAAAGAUAGGCAUAGCAAGGUUUCCACUGUGAGGGGUUUGCGAGACAGACGAAUUAGGCUUUCUGUACACACAGCUCUUCAGUUAUAUGAUCUUCAAGACAGGCUUGGGUUGAGCCAGCCUAGCAAGGUAAUUGAUUGGCUGCUUGAUGCCACUAAAAAUGAUAUUGAUAAGCUUCCACCUCUUCAGAUGCUUCAAGGAUUUGGCCAAUUCCAUGAUCAGCAGAUGCUGCUUUCUCAUCAAUCAAAUUUCGCUAAUUUCUUUGAUCCCAAUUCGGACGGAGGGUAUCACCAAGACACAGUGGCAGCUGAAGCUUCACUGAGAUCAGGUGAAGUUGAAAUUAGUGUUGCUGAGAAAGGAAAAUGGAUCAAAACAAAUGAACAAGAAAAUCAAGAAUAUGGGUUUUGCAAUUACACCACUGCUGGACAAGUUUCAGCUCAAAAGUUAUUUCCUUUAACCAGUAGUAAUACUCAUUCUUCUUUACCUGGUUUGCCAAACAAUUCCUACUUCCAUUGGGAUACUUCAAAUUUAUCUUCAUCUCACCAAUUUCAAACCCAUGGAUUCGUACACCACACAGAAACUUCCCUCAAAGACACUGUUUCAUCACCACCAUCACUGCCUUUCUCAUCUGCUUCUCAAUUCUUUUUCUGUCCGCCUGUGACAAUGGCUUCACUCUUUCAGCAAUAUCCACCUUAUGCUACCACUCCAUUAGAGAGUGAGUCAAAGGAAAUCAACCAUUUCCAGUUGCUGAACUCAGGUUCACAACAUAUCCUGCCAAAUUCUCGUGCAACAAACUUGCCAAUGAGGAAUUUGUCACUGAAUGUAAAUCCUGGGUUUGCUCAUUUACAUCAAAGUAACAAUGUAUAAUGCAGCCUGAAAAGACAAUUAAUCCUGAUUCAUAAUGCCUCUCGCCAUGGCUAUAGUUCAAUAAUUAAAUUCAAGCAGACCUCAGCAAGCAUACAUGGUCCAGGCCUCUAGGGGCAAUGGUUGUGGUGAGAUACAUAGCUUCAAACUGUAUGAGGAUCUACAUCUCUAUAUAUAUUUCUCUAUAUUGUUGCUCUAAAAUUGAAAAAUGGUGUCUCGUUUCACCCCAAUGCCUCGUCGGGGAAGCAAUAUCAACCGGGAGUCAAGAUGCCUGUGUCGCCAUUAUCAAUUGUUUCCUUGUAAUACGCAAGUAAGAAUCCUUCUUCUGUAUUAACUAGUUUUAUUAUUAUAUAUGCAGAAAGUAAUGUACGUACAAAGUUAGUAAUAUAAAUAGGAAUCUCAUACAUUUGCAUUUUUUGAGUUUUAAUUUACUACUUAAAAUGUUUGAUAAUGCCCAUGUCUGAAAUUUA